CUCUGUACCAAACAAACAAACAAACAAACACAACUUAUCUACAGCCACCCUUUAACCAGUCAGAAACGAAGCAACCCCUCCAUAAGCAAAAUCAGAGCCCUCGGUGGGGCGUGGCGGGGACGCCUCCCUUAGGGCCAGAAGACUUCAAGGGGAAGUCCAAGAGUUUCCAGCCCAGGAAACCGGGAUAUCAGAUCUGCUCAGUUUCACAGACAGUUUGGCUCUUGUAAGCAAUCGGACCUCCAGAAGCAGCAGUCCUUGAAGGGAUCAAGGGCCCAGGCACUUUUACAGUGCCCUUCCUGUCCAGACUCCGGAGAAGCCAGGGGUGUGAGGGCGGAGCCACUGGGCGGGCAAAAUCCUAGCCAAAGACCAGCCUUUGCCGGUCUCUCUACUACCUUAUGGGUUUUGGCAAGGAGAGGGAGAUCACCCUCUCAAUGAAAAGGCAGAUGUCCCUUUAAGGUCUGCCUUGCCGGCCGGUGGACUUUAGCCUAAAAAGGGACCCGCGAUGCUGGCUUUAUUUGUCCAUGUCUCGGACAGAGCCCGGGAGCCUUGCCAGUGAGAUUUUCGACUGAAAGCACGAAGGAGCGGACGAUGUGGCAAUCCGUUUAGGAGGUGAAAAGCGUGCAGCCAACUUAAAGGAGUUUGACCAAAAGACAGGAAAUCACUUCUCUGCCGCUCCUGGGCUGUGUGACCCGCAGGCGCGGAGGACGGAGACCCGCGCAGACCGUGAAGUGGCCCAGAGCUCGUGGCGUCACUCCCCGUCCUGCCCUCCGGACAAGCACUUUCCCGGGGCGCAGCUGCUGCGGCUCCAGCCAUGGCCCCCCGGAGCUCUGCCGGCCCAGAGGUCGCUGUCGCCUGCUUGUGGCUUCUCACCGGCUUCUGUGUAUCCUUCAAUGUGGAUGUGAAAAAUUCAAUGAGUUUCAGUGGCCCAGUGGAAGACAUGUUUGGAUAUACUGUUCAACAGUAUGCAAAUGAAGAAGGAAAAUGGGUGCUUAUUGGUUCGCCUUUAGUUGGUCAACCCAAAACCAGAACUGGAGAUGUCUAUAAGUGUCCAGUUGGGAGAGGUGAUAAAAGGUGCAUAAAGUUGGAUCUACCAGUUAAUACAUCAAUUCCCAAUGUCACAGAAGUAAAAGAGAACAUGACAUUUGGAUCAACUUUAGUCACCAACCCAAAAGGAGGAUUUCUGGCAUGUGGGCCCUUAUAUGCCUAUAGAUGUGGAAACCUGCAUUACACAACAGGAAUCUGUUCUGAUGUCAGCCCCACAUUUCAGGUCGUGAACUCCUUUGCCCCUGUACAAGAAUGCAGCACUCAGCUGGACAUAGUAAUAGUGCUGGAUGGUUCUAACAGUAUUUAUCCCUGGGAAAGUGUUACAGCUUUUUUAAAUGACCUUCUGGAAAAAAUGGAUAUUGGUCCUAAACAAACACAGGUUGGAAUUGUACAGUAUGGAGAAAAUGUAACUCAUGAGUUCAACCUUAAUAAAUACUCAUCUACAGAAGAGGUACUUGUUGCAGCAAAAAAAAUAUACCAGAGAGGUGGCCGCCGGACUAACACAGCCCUUGGAAUAGACACAGCAAGGAAGGAGGCAUUCACUGAAGACCGGGGUGCCCGGAGGGGAGUAAAAAAAGUCAUGGUUGUUGUGACUGAUGGAGAGUCACAUGACAACUAUAAACUGAAUAAGGUCAUCCAGGACUGUGAAGAUGAAAACAUUCAGCGAUUUGCCAUAGCCAUUCUUGGCAGCUAUAACAGAGGAAACUUAAGCACAGAAAAAUUUGUCGAGGAAAUAAAAUCAAUUGCAAGUAAACCCACUGAAAACCAUUUCUUCAAUGUCUCUGAUGAAUUGGCCCUGGUCACUAUUGUUAAAUCUCUGGGAGAAAGAAUAUUUGCCCUGGAAGCUACAACUGACCAGUCAGCAGCUUCAUUUGAAAUGGAAAUGUCUCAGACUGGCUUCAGUGCGCAUUAUUCACAGGACUGGGUCAUGCUUGGGGCAGUAGGAGCCUAUGACUGGAAUGGAACAGUUGUUAUGCAGAAGUCUCAUCAAAUCAUAACCCCUCCAAACACAACCUUUCAAAUUGAGUCUACCAAAAUGAAUGAACCUCUUGCUUCUUAUUUAGGUUACUCAGUAAACUCUGCCACUACUUCUGGAGAUGUGCUCUAUGUUGCGGGACAGCCUCGAUACAAUCACACAGGCCAGGUCAUCAUCUAUAGGAUGGAAGAUGGAGACAUCAAAAUUCUCCAGACACUCAGAGGAGAACAGAUUGGUUCCUACUUCGGCAGUGUAUUAACAACAGUUGACAUUGAUAAUGAUGCUAACACUGACAUCCUUCUCGUCGGAGCGCCCAUGUACAUGGGAACAGAGAAAGAAGAACAAGGAAAAGUAUACGUGUAUACUCUGAAUCAGACAAGGUUUGAAUAUCAAAUGAGCCUGGAACCAAUUAAGCAGACAUGCUGCUCAUCUCUGAAGCACAAUUCAUGCACAAAAGAAAACAAAAAUGAGCCAUGCGGGGCUCGUUUUGGAACAGCUAUUGCUGCGGUAAAAGACCUCAAUCUUGAUGGAUUUAAUGACAUCGUGAUAGGUGCUCCCCUGGAAAAUGAUCACGCCGGAGCUGUAUACAUUUAUCAUGGCAGUGGCAAAACUAUAAGGAAAGAGUAUGCACAACAUAUUCCAUCAGGUGGGGAUGGCAAGACACUGAAAUUUUUUGGUCAGUCUAUCCAUGGAGAAAUGGAUUUAAAUGGUGAUGGUCUGACUGAUGUGACAAUUGGGGGCCUUGGUGGUGCAGCCCUUUUCUGGUCCCGAGAUGUGGCUGUAGUUAGACUCACCAUGAAUUUUGAACCAAAUAAAGUGAAUAUUGAAAAGAAAAACUGCCACGUGGAGGGAAGAGAAACAGUGUGCAUAAAUGCUAUAAUAUGUUUUGAUGUGAAAUUGAGGUCUAAAGAAGACUCGAUUUAUGAAGCUGAUAUGCAGUACCGUGUGACCCUAGAUUCCCUAAGACAGAUAUCACGAAGCUUUUUCUCUGGAACUCAGGAGAGAAAAAUUCAAAGAAAUAUCACAGUUCAAGCAUCCAAAUGCACUAAGCACUCCUUCUACAUGUUGGACAAGCAUGACUUUCAGGACUCCGUGAGAAUAACUUUGGAUUUUAACCUUACUGAUCCAGAAAAUGGGCCUGUUCUUGAUGAUUCUUUACCAAACGUAGUACAUGAAUAUAUUCCCUUUGCUAAAGACUGUGGAAACAAGGAAAAAUGUAUCUCAGACCUCACUCUGGAUGUCUCCACCACAGAAAAAGGCCUGUUUAUUGUCAGACCCCAGAAUGACAAAUUCAACAUUAGCCUUACAGUCAAAAAUAAAGGUGACAGUGCUUAUAAUACCAGAACAAUAGUACAAUAUUCUCCAAAUCUAAUUUUUUCAGGAAUUGAGGGGAUCCAAAAAGACAGCUGUGAAUCAAAUCAUAACAUCACAUGUAAGGUUGGAUAUCCUUUCCUGAGAAGAGGAGAAAUGGUAACUUUCAAGAUAUUAUUUCAAUUUAACACAACGUAUCUCAUGGAAAACAUGUUCAUCCAUUUAAGUGCAACAAGUGACAGCGAAGAACCUACUGAAACACUUUUUGAUAAUGAAGUAAAUAUUUCUAUCCCAGUAAAAUAUGAAGCAGGCCUACAGUUUUACAGCUCUGCAAGUGAAUACCAUAUUUCAGUUGGGGCCAAUGAAACUGUCCCUGAAGUAAUUAAUUCUACUGAGGACAUUGGAAAUGAAAUUAAUAUCUCCUACUUGAUUAGAAAAAGAGGACAUUUUCCAAUGCCAGAACUUAAACUGUCAAUUUCAUUCCCCAAUUUGACAUCAGAUGAUUUUCCUGUUCUGUACCCAAGUAGAUGGUCAACCUCUGAUAAUGCAAACUGUAGACCUCGUAGCCUGGAAGAUCCUCUUGGUAUCAACUCUGGAAAGAAAAUGAUUAUAUCAAAAUCUGAAGACCUCAGACGAGGCACACUUCUGGACUGCAGCACUUGUAAAUUUGCUACCAUCACAUGCAAUCUCCUUCCUUCUGACACGAGCCAAGUGAAUGUUUCGCUCAUCUUAUGGAAGCCAACUUUUGUAAAAACACAUUUUUCCAGCUUAAAUCUUACAAUAAGGGGAGAGCUUCAAAGUGAAAAUUCAUCACUUGUUUUAGAUAGCAGCAACCAAAAAAGAGAGCUUGCCAUUCAAAUAUCCAAAGAUGGGUUACCAGGAAGAGUGCCUUUAUGGGUUAUUCUCUUGAGUGCUUUUGCUGGAUUGCUGCUGUUAAUGCUGCUCAUAUUAGCAUUGUGGAAGAUUGGAUUCUUCAAGAGGCCACUAAAGAAGAAAAUGGAGAAAUAAAAUUUUUUUGUAAGAGAAAAGAAUAACAAUUAUUCAGUGACCUAUCCUCAGGUUUGCCUCAAAUAUGUGACAAGAAAUUUAUAAUAUAAUAAAAGGCGUGGUCACAUAACUCAAUGAAAUCCACCAGGGAUUAAUAACUCAGUAAAUAACAGAUCAAGCAUGAUCCAAAAAGAAUACACAAAAGGUAUAUUUUAUAAAGCAAUGAAAAAUAUUUUAAAUACUCAUUUUUUGAGUAAGCAAAAUUACAAAGUGUUUUAAAGAAGACUAAUUUAUACAAAUGUUUAUAUCUUAAGUCAUCAUCCAAAGUACAGUAUUUAAGGAAUGCAGGAAGAGUUCUAUGAUGAUUGAAAAAUUUAAUUUUAGAACAAUAUAAAAUUAGCUUGGUGGUUCUGCCUCCUGCCUCACAGGUCCUGAGUUCAAUCUCCAGUACCAAAAAAAAAAAAACCACAUAAUUUUUCUCUUGAUUCCUGAUGGAUGUCAGAAUUCAGCUUGACAGCAUUUGUAAAUGUCCAAAAAUGAAUUACCUGAAAGAGAUUAUUUCUUUCAAUUAAAAUGGGAAUAUUUUUCCCUAGUAGAAUCCACAUACAACGUGGACUGAAAAUAAAACCAAAUCACAAAGAUACAUUUAACAUCUUUGUGCUGGGUUUUGUAGUUGGAAAUAUUUUCUUCAAGUGAUUGGAAAAUAGUGAUGUUAAGCUGACAUUCUGUGUAAGAUAGAAAUCAAGAUGGUAAUUGUUUAAAAACAAGUGCACUGAACAGAUUAAUUUAUACUUUUACAAAACAAGCUUAAUGUUGAUAUUGAGCUCUAAACAUAAAACGUUUUUUAUACAGAAAAAAACACUUAAAGCAGUUUUGUAUAGCAUAACGGGGAUUUAUCACGAAAAGCCAUGUUGUGUGGGGGACGUGCCAAAAUGGUUUUAGAAAGGAACGUGUCAGCAUAGACAGAUAACCCUGAAUGCUAAAAUCAUUUGCUAAGCAGCUUUCAGGAUGUUACAUAAAACAGAAGUCUUCUCGACUCCUUGGUACAGGGUUCAUUAAACCCCCAAACUGUGAGAGUAUGUUUAUUUUUUAAAGGUAUUUAAUCUUCCAAACACACUUCUUAUUUUCUAGAAAAGACAGUGUUCCAUUUCAACAUUGCACUUCACCAAAAACUUACUUCAAUAUAUAAAUAGAGCCCCAGAAAUGUAAUUUGAAGAAUUUUGAGUCUGAAAGCUCACGUGAACAGGAAGAUAUCACACCUCUGUGUGCUUCUUCGUUCUUGAAUUAAUCUUUGCAGCUCCUUGGACUCUGCUGACGCAUUAAGCUUGUAGGCUGCUGCAUUUCUUAGGAAAGUAACAGUGAGUGAAGAUACGUAACUGCAUGUGUGAACUACUGCUGUAACAUUAUUUGCAGAUACCGCUUCAAUGACUCCUCUCCACUUGAUUUACUGUCAUAACCCAGAAUGUGUCAAUGUCUAGAAGGUCCUGGGCUUUGCUUUCCUUGUAAAAGAGAAAGUCAACAGAGAAACUAAAUGCCGUGAGUUUAAUUUUUUUAAAACUGAUUUUUAAGGAAUUACCUAAAGACUCAGAGUCGGCCUACCUGUUGGCUCCACCUCUUCAUCUAAGAUCCCGAACAACCAGAAAUGUGUUUGGGAGAUGCCAACGUUAUCGAUGGUUAGAAAAAAGGAUAAAUCUUUCUAGAGCUUGGCUGUCCUCCAUCUGGUUUGUCACUGUUCUGAAAUAAUUUUCUUUUGGAAUUUCUCUCUUCAGGAAGCAUUCUUUCUACCCGUUCCCCCCCCCACACACACACACAACAAACUCCACUCCAUAUUCCAGUGCAUGCUCACUUGCUCUGCUCUGAACUCAGCACCUUCUUCAAAGCCAAUCAGACAGGUAAAUUUAAAUCCUUAAUCGCAUGUGUGACUGAUAGACAAAGCAUUCAUUGAACUGUAAGUGUGGGUAUUUAAACAAAAGCAGAAAGAAGGACAUUUUGAAAUUUUUCAAAGACAGAGAAGGAACUAUUUGGCCAGAUCAGCUACCUUCCAUGGCCAAUUGCUUAACACAAUUUCUGUCAUGAGUGAUUCCCGGUUAUUAAUAGAAUACAUAAUGAACCAGAGAAACCAUUUCUCUUAUACUUUGUUGCAGUCUUUGUGAGUAUACGUAUAUGUAUGCGUGCACAAACAUAUGCAGUUGAAUACAAAAUACCUAAAUAAUGCCAAAUGAAAUUAACAUACAAAAGCUUCAGCAGAAAGAAAAGCUUGAUUCCUUCAUUUUUCAUGCAGCACUUGUUUUUCACUUAUAUUUGGGCUUAGCUAAUAUUCCUGCCAAAUACAAAUGCAGAAGGUUUGAUUUUUUUUUUUUUUUUUUUUGU
Messenger RNA from Fukomys damarensis (Damara mole-rat), 6688 nucleotides. It is a transcript of the gene Itga1, whose product is annotated as integrin subunit alpha 1. The transcript is spliced from 29 exons. The record is from RefSeq and is a predicted model, not a curated record. The coding region runs from base 812 to 4339 and encodes 1175 amino acids. Gene Ontology annotation, biological process: integrin-mediated signaling pathway; cell-cell adhesion; cell adhesion mediated by integrin. Gene Ontology annotation, molecular function: integrin binding. Gene Ontology annotation, cellular component: external side of plasma membrane; integrin complex. NCBI's taxonomy places the organism in Eukaryota, Metazoa, Chordata, Mammalia, Rodentia, Bathyergidae.